Neoarius graeffei (lesser salmon catfish) is the source of this 1275-nucleotide messenger RNA. RefSeq names its product gap junction protein delta 4 (gene gjd4). Lineage: Eukaryota; Metazoa; Chordata; Actinopteri; Siluriformes; Ariidae. The coding region runs from base 1 to 1275 and encodes 424 amino acids. The record is from RefSeq and is a predicted model, not a curated record. Gene Ontology annotation, biological process: cell communication. Gene Ontology annotation, cellular component: connexin complex. The transcript is spliced from 2 exons.
AUGGGGAGGCAAGGAGCAUCGGAAGCUGUCUUCAUCGCCCUGAAUUACAUCAUCACGAUUCUGGGGAAGAUAUGGCUGGUUCUAAUGGUCUUCCUACGUUUAUCAGUCUUGUUCUUGGCUGGCUAUCCACUCUACCAGGAUGAGCAGGAGAGAUUUGUGUGUAACACGAUCCAGCCUGGCUGUGCCAACGUGUGUUACGAUAUAUUUGCACCCCUGUCACUGUUCCGCUUCUGGCUGGUCCAGCUUACAUCCCUUAUCCUGGUUCAUGCUGUAUUUAUUAUCUAUGUGAUCCACAAAGUUACAUCCAGCCUACCUCAUCCUAAUGCCUCUCACAGAAUGAAAUUUCGGUCUUCCUGUAUGAUUAAACAGAAACCUUUCCAUGAAGCAUCUCUAUCAAAGUCUAGUGUAAAAGCGGGUGUAAGACGGCUGCCUUGUUUCACAGGAGCCUACAUCUUUCACCUUUUGGUCCGGAUCCUUCUGGAAGUUGGGUUUGGAGCCACGCAUUACUAUUUGUUUGGCUUCUACAUCUCGAAGCGCUUCAUGUGUCAGCAUGCUCCUUGCACCACCAUGGUGGACUGCUAUAUAUCCAGACCCACUGAGAAGACAAUCAUGCUGAAUUUCAUGCUGGGGUUGUCUGCCCUGUCCCUCCUUCUCAGUCUGUUUGAUCUCAUCUGUGCAAUUAAGAAGUCAGUUAGGCAGAGGAGCAAGAAGAAAAUGAUGGUGGAGAAGAUGUAUGAGGAGGAGCAGCGAUACUUCCUGGCAGAAAGUGGAGCCACCAUUGUUGACCUUGGUGACCCUGAACAUCAAGCCUUGCUGGUCAACGGAAGCUUCCGUAAGAGAAUCAGCAAAGCCUGUGUGGAUGAUGAUGCCUCCUUGCAUUUAGAAGAUAAAAGUCAUCCAGGCAUCCUUCAUGGAGGAACCCCUAUAGGUAUCACUCUUGGUGUACCCAGUGCUAUCAGUGGUAAUGGAUCAGCUGGUUGUUACCCAGUGGUACAGGAUGUGGUAACUGAGCAAGAGGGCAGUGAAGUGGCACUGUGUCCAUCUGAGCCAGCAGGUACGCCCAGGUCCAUACGGGUCAACAAGCGUAGUCGCCACAAACCCAUGCCACCUCCCAGGCGAGACAAGCCACAAUGUGAAGGGCUGCUGGAUAGUUCUGGAGCAGUGGCAGCUUGUGAAAGGAUAUCGGGGCAAUCCAUGUUGGCGGAUGUAAGUACCGAUAGUGACCUGUUAUCCACUGGUGGAGACGGAUACGAGAAAAGGUCAGCGUGGGUCUGA